Molecule: messenger RNA, 3130 nt
Organism: Corticium candelabrum
Lineage: Eukaryota; Metazoa; Porifera; Homoscleromorpha; Homosclerophorida; Plakinidae
Exons: 6
Coding region: 41-2977 (978 amino acids)
Molecular function (GO): protein binding
Source: RefSeq, a predicted model, not a curated record
UCAGAAGUUCACGGUUACAGUAGGCCUGCAGCUUGGGGUGAUGCUCUUUCUCAUUUUUGCCUUGUUCCUUCCACUCUCUGUGUUUCACAACACAGCAAGCCAUGAAACCAACUCACAAAUAUUGAAACCGGAAGUAAAUGGUAUUAAAUGGUCAGAGCCGGAAGUGCAAGCGAAGAUGACUGAUUUCUCCAGAAAGGAGGAUUUCACAUCAACCGAAGUGUUUGCUUCGACUGAAGCGUUGGAACAGGAAACUAUUGAUGAUGAUGAACUCGAGGUUGUUAAUGACGAUCUCGCGGUUGUUGACGAUGACCUCAGACUGCAACCGGAAGUUGACGUAACCACGCCCACGUCUAUUGAUACAAGCUCACGUGUGGUGAAGAGAUCUACAGGAUCAAACCUGGCGGGACUUCCGUGGUUUGAUUCAUGUGGAGAGGCCAUGCCCAUCACACCUCGUGUAUUGUCCUCAGGUAAAACCCUCAAUCAUGCAGCUGCAUACAACAAUAUAUCAAACGAAUAUCUUGUUGUAUUCGAUUCUGAUCGAAAUUUUGACAACUUGCCGGAAAGACUGUACGCAACACGUCGUAGAGUUUUGUGUGAAAACACUCGAGCUGCAACAGUAGAUGCAAUGAUUUCAAUUUCGAUUAGAGAUGGGAAGUAUCAAGGAUGGCCAUCGAUUGCAUACAAUGUACACAAAAAUGAGUAUCUGGUUGUGUAUCAGGCAUAUCAUACACGAGUUUCCAGAUGGUUGAUUAUCGGGCAACGAAUUUCUGCUGAUUCGAAUAGAACAGAACGAGCAGGAAAUGCUUUCAUUGCCAUGUCAAUAGUCAGCAACAACAGACGACUCAACUGUAUUAACCCCAUGGUCAUCUAUAUACCAAACACUCAACUGUAUGUUGUUGCUGGUGAAGUUCAGUUGUCACGUGACCAAUACCAAGUUCGUGUCGUCUGCUUCAACUCUACUCUAAAACCAAACGCGUCCUCGACUUUUCCAUUUAAUGGCUCAGUAAGAAAGCCACAUCUUGUCCAUGAUCCGAUCAACAACCGAAUGUAUCUGAUUGUUAGAAGCAUCGUUGACAAACGAGCUAAACUUUUGUACAUCGUAUUGCGCGAAGACUGCACAAUCAUGCCAUCUGAUCCUCUAGAUUUUAUUCCAACUGCAGUGAUGAUCAGCUCAACGUCGGUUUCUAACUCACGAUUUGAGGCAACAUUCGAUCACAGCACAGGAUCUGUUGUUUGUGUAUGGUCUGAUACGAAUGAAGAAGAACAGCGUGUGUUGAACAGUGCGAGACUGGAUGGAUACGAUGUGACUCUCGGACCUGGAAAAUUUAAUAGCCUUGAUAAGAAUCCUAUACAGCGUGCUGAUGUUGUGUACUAUCCACCGUUCGAGUCUCCUGUUGUUGUUUGGGAAGAGGUGAUUGGCGGUCGUUCGUUUCUUGGUGGGUCGAUGCUGCUUGUUGGAUCAGUUGCGAUGUAUAAUGUCGCUCGGCGUCAGUCUGAUCCUGUUGUCAUAUAUGUUUCUGAUCCGAACAACAAAAAGUUGAUUGUUGUGUGGAGACAGUAUGUUCGGUAUGAUAUCAGAAUUUUUGCUCAGUGCUUAUGUGAAUCUCCAAGGGGUCUUCCUUCUACUGCUCAGAAUCUUAUUGUUGGUCGUCCUGGUCUCUUCUACUGGAUGCCUGCACAGGAUCGAGCUCGUCUGGCAGCAUUAUUUACUAAUGAAAUUCCAGAUGUUGGGACAAGUGAUUUCAAUCUACAGCACAACAAGAUGGCUUGGUAUAACAGAACAGACCAAACAAUUAGAGUUUCAGAUUUAGAUGGUCAGAAUCCAAACACGGCAGCAAUUGAUGUCAAUGAGCCGGGAGCGAUGGCUGGUGACUUUUCAAACAAUGCACUGUUUUACACAGAUCCUGUAGAAAACAGCGUUGUUUCUGUGCGCACUGAUGGCAAUAAUAUUCAGAACACAGUUGAGACAGAUGUGGGCGAUCCAAGUAUUUUGGCUGUUAGGGAUAACAGAUUGAUAUACAGCGAGGAGUCUGGUGGCGUCUCCUCAACACUUGUUGGAGGGGACAAUGACGAUGGUCCUACGUUAGUGUUUGAUCCCUCUCUACAAAGUGACAAGGAAGUCGUUAAUAUUAACGGAAGUGGUGUCAAUGACACACUACAACUAGGCAACAACGAAACCAACCUUAUCAAAAGCCCAACGUUUGUCACACUUGACACCAUCGUUUUCGGUUUUAAUAACUCAAUAAAUCUUGCCAAUAUCAGCAAUACCAAUGACUUUGCAACAAUAGUAACAGAUGCAGGGAGUCCAGACUCAAUGGCUGCUACUGAAAACAGAACCUGUUGGCAUGACAAAAAGGCAGAAAAAGUAUCUUGUGUAAAAAAUAACAGCAACACUGUUGAAGUAGCAAGACAAAAGGUGCUAGGUGACAACAAACUUCAUAAUCAACAAGAUGGCAGUGACAACAAGACAGCAAAUCCAUGCAGAGAUAGACAAAAUGGUGGUUGUCAACAGAUUUGUAUCGCUGAUGGUGCUGUUGCUCAAUGUGAAUGCAGAGAUGGAUUAAUUCUGAAAGGCACCGAAUGUGUUCCUCCAGAGCCGUGCUCAAAUUGCUCAAAACCGAAGAUUUCAGACAUCUGUUGGGUGAGAGAAUUGGAAAAGACAUUUGUGUUUAGUGGUGAAGUUCGAGGAAAUUUAACGAAGAAAAAUCGUGCACGCUACACGGUCAAAGACGUUAAGAUUUUCUAUGGAAGAUUACUUCUGAAAGAGAAGAAGCUCUAUAAAAAAAAUAAAUCGCUUCGAGUGUGGAUUAAAAUCCCAGUCUGCUGUCCAACGAUCAAAAAAGGACAGACGUACCUUUUUGUUGGAAAAAUGAAUGCAGACAAUCAAGUCGUUAUACCAACUCAUGGACAAGUGAUGAAAUGGAAGAAAAAAAAGGAACUGGGUGUGAAGAAAGUCUGUAACAUUUCUCACAGAUGAUUUCAAUUGACUAACAGUUGAUUUCAAUGGACUGGAUAACAAUGCUAGUCUAGAGUUCGUCUUUUGUAGCACUUCCGAGUGUGACUGCUACUUGCUUCAUUGUAGACACGACUAGACGGAAACAUGGAAUCAAUUGAUAUCAAUGAAUGAUGA